This is a messenger RNA of Seminavis robusta, 2397 nucleotides long. NCBI's taxonomy places the organism in Eukaryota, Bacillariophyta, Bacillariophyceae, Naviculales, Naviculaceae. The record is from the annotation of a GenBank genome assembly.
GGGAGGGUUCGGCAAAUCUCGCGAAGAUCUUCGACCCGUUGAAAACAUCAAGAUCCCCAAACAACAUACAUACCCAAAAAGUGCUUUAUCGCUGGCGGCAGUUGCCUCAUUGCCUCCUGUUAUCAGAAGCACUGAUUGGAUUGUUCUGCUUUGGAUAGGGUGCAAGCUAAGCUAAGCUACUGAUAUCUUUUUCGUUGCUGGGCCAAAGAACCAAAAAACUUGACCUGUGUUGACAGAAAUGCUUCGUGGCAGCAAGGGAGGCAGGAUGUCUAGUAGCACGAUUCCAGUCCACAACAACAAUGGUGGCGGCGACGACUUGGAAGGCGGUGGUGGAAAUCCAUUGUUGGCUCGUUCUCCUUCGAGUGGUUUGAAUGCUAUGGAUAUGGAAAUGGAUCCUCUUCAUCCCAGUGGCAAGCAACGCAAACGCAAGAAACACUCGACCGCAUCCAUUGUCAACAUGGCUACCUCCUCGUCUCUGGAUUCCAUUCGACUCUACGGAACUUUGCUCGUCGUGGGAUCUUUAUGCAUCUGUCCCUUUGUAAAGAUCCAAUGGGCCAUUUUGGUGCUGGUCUAUGCGUCGUGUCUCUUUGGCUGCUUUGCCACUCUCUGGCUGGGUCGCAGUGUCUUGCAGUGCGACGAUGGUACCGCUGAAAUGAGAGCCGUCAGUGAUCCCAUCCGAGAAGGAGCCGAAGGAUUCUUGCAUGUGCAAUACACGGCCAUUGCCAAGUUUGCCAUUCCCUUGGCAGGAAUGAUUGUCAUUAGUUAUCAGUUCCGUCCUCAUAAUAUGGAAGGAGAACUCACGGGACCUGCCAUUUUGGGAAAUACCUUGUUGGGCAUCGUGGCGGCCAUGGGAUUUGCCUUUGGAGCUAUUUGCAGUGCCAUUAGUGGUUAUAUUUCCAUGUGGGUAGCUGCACAGUCCAAUAUCCGAGUCGCUUCCGCGGGGCGUCGGUCCUAUGGAGAAGCUUUGGUCAUUUGUUUUCGAGGAGGCGCCUUUUCGGCCGUUCUAAACUUGACGCUCUGUAUUGUUGGAGUCACCACCCUCUACUUGAUCAUGUACAUGCUCUUUUGUAAGGGCGAAAAUAGUCCUACGGAAAAUACCUGGCAAGUGUUGAAUGCGACCGAAAUCCCCAUGCUCCUGGUGGGAUAUGGAUUUGGUGCUUCCUUUGUCGCACUGUUCAUGCAACUGGGUGGAGGAAUUUAUACCAAAGCCGCAGAUGUCGGAGCCGAUCUCGUGGGAAAAGUCGAACAAUCCAUUCCAGAAGAUGAUCCCAGAAAUCCAGCCACCAUUGCCGAUCUGGUCGGGGACAUGGUGGGAGAUUGUGUCGGUUCCAGUGCCGAUGUCUUUGAAUCGGUCGCUGCGGAAAUUAUUGGAGCCAUGAUUUUAGGAUCCACCUUGGCGAAUGAAUCGGGCAUGGAUUCUUAUCACGCGACCAAGUUCGUGUUCUUCCCUCUUGUCGUUCACGCCAUGGAUAUUAUUGUAUCCAGUAUUGGCAUUGCGUUUGUGGGAAGAACUCGGGAUACGGCAGAUUCUGAUCCCAUGAAACAGCUGCAAAAGGGAUACCGCAUAGCAUUGGCUCUUUCCGUCGCAGGAUUCUUUCUCAUUACCCACCAGCUACUCGGUACACCCGACAAUCCAUCUGCCUCCUUUCAAUUCUUUCUAUGCGGUGUUGUGGGCAUGGCGUGUGCGUAUAUCAUUGUGCUCAGCACUCAAUACCAGACGGAUUAUGCCUACGGGCCCGUUCAAUCCAUUGCCGAGGCUUCCACAACUGGACAUGGGACCAAUAUCAUUGUGGGCGUGAGCGUCGGAAUGAAAGCAACUCUGGUGCCCACCAUUGCCGUGGCUAUUGCUGUGUUGACAGCCUACCAUCUUGGAGCAUCCACCGGCAUUGGAGAUGGACGCAAUGCUGGACUCUUUGGGACCGCCGUGGCUACCAUGGGGAUGUUGUCCAACGCGGUCUACAUCCUUUCCAUGAACAACUUUGGACCCAUUGCCGACAAUGCUGGAGGUAUCACAGAAAUGUCAAUGCAACCAGAGUCGGUUCGUGAUGUCACGGAUCGCCUGGAUGCGGCAGGAAAUGUCACCAAGGCCGUUACUAAGGGAUAUUCCAUUGGAAGUGCUAGUAUGGCAUGUUUCCUAUUGUUUGGAGCCUUCAUGGACGAGUUCUCGGAAUACAGUGGUCUCCCGUUUGAAGUCGUGGACAUUGCCAAACCGGAAGUCUUGGUCGGAGGGUUGCUGGGAAGCAUGAUUAUCUUCUACUUUACCGGACUUGCUAUUGCUGCUGUUGGGCGAACAGCUCAUGAAGUUGUGCUUGAAGUGCGUAGACAGUUCAAGGAAAACCCUGACAUUAUGACCUACAAAGCCAAGCCGGACUAUGAACGGUGUGUGGCAUUGGUGAC